Megalopta genalis is the source of this 4418-nucleotide messenger RNA. RefSeq names its product coiled-coil domain-containing protein 186 (gene Golgin104). Gene Ontology annotation, biological process: vesicle cytoskeletal trafficking. Gene Ontology annotation, cellular component: trans-Golgi network. The record is from RefSeq and is a predicted model, not a curated record. Gene Ontology annotation, molecular function: small GTPase binding. Lineage: Eukaryota; Metazoa; Arthropoda; Insecta; Hymenoptera; Halictidae.
GUUCGGCCAAUGUUUUUAGAAAAAGUACUACGUGUAAUCAUGGUUAGGAUAGGAAUAGUAACGAAUAAUGACAGCUGAAGUCCUCGCAGUUUUAGGUUAUUUACCUUAAUUUUACUCUCAUUCGUUCGCGAAUGUCGCCUAACAUUGUAAUCGCGAAUUUAUUUCAAGUCGAUAGACGACUUUGGCACCAAUGACUUUCACUGGAAAACAUGACACCAUAAAAUAGAGUCGAACUGGUCCGAAAGAACUGGAAUUUCGUGAAAUGGAUGAAGAGAAGUCGGAUUCGUUCUGUAAGGAUGAAGUCUCGUCAGAAAGUCUUGAUCAGACCGAUUUCAACAUGAAUCCGAAUAUUCCAAUUUUAGAAGUUAAUGGAUCCCAGAAUGAGCAUGUCAUUAUGAUAAAUGAGGACAAGAAGCCACUUCAGGAGAAACUCUCUCAAAGUGAGAUAGACUCAAUUUUAUUGAAUAACAAUGAUCAGAAAGAGUAUCAUCCUUUGAUAGAAGUGAACAGUAUUAAUUCGUCAAUUAAGGGUUCUACUUCCUUAAGUAAUUUAUUGGAAAACAACCUCUUGGAAUGUGCAGUAUUGCCUAGAGACGCAGGCAAAUCGCAAGAAAAUUCUCUAUUGAAAUCAUCUUCUUAUAGCAGCAUUGAUCUGUCUAAUUCAUUUUCAUAUUCACCUGCAGAUAUGAUUUUAAAUGACGCUGCAAAAUCUGUGGAAUCAGAUGAUUAUGAAGAAUUAAAACUAACACCAGAUAAUAAAGAAGAAAUAUUGUUUAAUAAUACACCGAGCUCAAAUACUGAUCAAACACUGUCAGAGGAAGCUUCAAUUCAGAAUUCUAUCAUACACGAAAAGCUAAUGGAAAAUAUUGAUCGAACAGAACCUUUGAAACACUUAAAGUAUGAGAAAAUUGUUAAUAAAGAUGGACAAAAGACUUCUCAAAACUUCAGGAACAAUAGGUCACAAGGCAAUUUAAUAGCUCGACCUACUCUGAUUGAUGACAGCAAGUUGGUUAAAAUUUCACUGCCAACAAAACCUAUUAAUAUAAUGCAAUCAAAUGCUCAGUUCUUGAAUAAAAGUCGUAACUUUUUAAAUUUUAUUACAGAGAAGUCAUCAAACAUAAUGGAAAAAGCUUUAUUGCCACAACAUUUAUCUUUAAAGUACAAUUCAGUGAUGAAGUCUGUAGAUAACAGUAGCAAUGAAAAAAAAAGUAUAGGAGAAUCCUAUAGUACACAAUUUCCAUUGCCAGAGCCAACAAAUAAUACCAAAUCAAGCAUAGUAGAGAAGCCAAAAGAUACAUUGUAUUCAUCAAAUAGUCAAAUCGAUGUACAAAAUAUAGAGAAAGAAUUUGCAGUUGGCUGUGAAACAAAAGAUAAUUUUGUAACAAAUCAAACCGAAAGCAUAUGCAUUAACACUGAAAAGAGGAGUGAAAAUAGUGAUCAACCUAACUGUUCAUUAAGCAUCGAAAAACAAAUAGAAAUGAAUUCUGAUAAUAAAGAAGGUAACACAGAACAUGAUAUCGUCCACAUAGAAAAAAACGCAAACUGUGAACAACAUAAUAACUCUGAAGUUUUCAAUUCAGAGUGCAGUAGUUUUGAUUCUGAAACGUCCAAGCAGAGUUUGCUUAAACACCCAGCAUACCUUACUAUGUUAAAAGAUUAUGCGGACUCUAAAGCAAACUGUUUAAAAUUACAAGAGAAAGUUGAGUAUUUGGAGGAAAGAAAUCGGUUGUUGGAAGCAGAAAACAGGGGAGAGAUUUAUGCUUUACAAAUUGAAACUUUGGAGAAGACAAUAAAUAGACUUACUUCUGAACUACAUGGCUCGUUGGAAUCCCAGGAAAACCUAAAGAAAGAAUAUAGCGCUGCUAACAAAGAAAGGGAGUGCAUGGUGAUGAAGUACGCUGUUGGUGAAAAACAAUUGAUCGAUACGCAAAGAGCCAGAGAACACGCAGAACGUAAAGCAAAAGACAGUGCAAGACAACAAGAACUGCUCCAAAAUAAAUUGCGCGAGAUGCAGGCAGAAAGAACAAGAAUAUGUAACAUCUUGGAUGGAAAGUGUCGCGAGGUAACUGAACUUCAAAAGGAAGCAGAGAAGUUAAAAGAAGAUGUAAACAUGAGAGACAUCAAAUUGAAAUGGACUCAGAACAAACUUAAAUUGGAGAUGGACACACAAAAGGAAACUCAGCAGAAGUUAGAUAAAGCCACGACAAGGAUCAAUGAAAUGAAAGAGGAAUGCGAUCUUAUACGUAAAGAGACGCAAGAAACGAUGCGGCAAUUCCAACAGUCGGAGGAAAAUAAAGCGGUUACCCUAGAUCAACAAUUGAAGGAGCAACAAGCGCGUCUAAUAUUGGAAAGACAUGUUACAGAAGAUAAAGAAAUGUUGAGGCUUCAGUUACAGAAAGAGGUCGAGACCCUGAAGCAGAGGCAGCAGAUUCUAAUCGAAGAAAACAAUACACUCAGCUUGAAAAUACAAGAUGCCGAGAAGAACCGUUUGAAUUAUGAAAGCAAUUUGAGCAACCUGAAGAUCAUAGCCGAUCAACGUCAGAAAGAAGUUUUAGAGCUAAAUGGAAAAGUGUCCGAGUUAGAAACGCUGAAGGUUCAAUUGCAACAUAAAGAACAGUGUCAACAAUCGGCUGAAGCGGAGAUAGAUAACCUGCGAUUAGUCAAUGAAGAAUUACAAGCCGACAUGUAUGCCUGUCGACAGAAGGAAGCUGAAAUGUUAGACUUCACGCAAAAAUUGACAGACAAAAAUGUACGCCUUCAGUUGGAGUUCACGGCCAUCGAAGCUAAAGUGAAGAAACUGGAGGAAGAACACGAACCGUUGCACGCACGUAUUAGGCAUUUGAUGGAAGAAGUUAAGAUUCUUGAGGUAAAGCUCGCGAAGGAGCAGGAAACAAGAACAGAAGAAAGUAAACUCUUAGCCAUGCAUGUCGCCGAACAAACACAACUGGCGCAAGGUCUUAAUCAGAAGUUAGAAGAUAGCCAAGGAGAGAAUGCUGUUUUGAAGAGGAAACUGCAACUAACUAUGAAGGAAAUGACAAGAGAGCUGCAACAAUGUAGAAAAAAGCUGGAAGCUUAUCAAUCAUCAUCGCCUUGCAAUUCGUUGGGAGCUGCAUCAAGAGCUGGAUCAAAUAUUUCACUGAACACAGGAGAUACAUUAAAUGGUGCCUUAUCUGAUAACAGUAUGAAUGGUGACCAAAACGUUCAGGUCGUGGAACCUAGUACACAUACGUUAAUGGAGCGAAUUGUAGGAUUGCAAGUAGCCAUUGCUAAGAAGGCUGAAAGAAUCGAAUUCCUUGAGGACCAUAAUCGAUAUCUGACAGAGGAGGUGCAAAAGAAGUCGAAAAUUAUACAGUAUUAUAUUUUACGAGAAAAUUCUGGUGCCAUGGGGAGCAAUGAGCGAGACAGAUAUAAGCAUAUCAAGAGUAGAAGAAAUGCAGCGGAAUUAGCUCGAUACGGAGGAAUAAUGGCCUCAAUUUUCACCCAACGAGUUUCAGACGAGAAAAUGACUCUGAAGCUGUCGUUAGAAAUUAAUGAAAAACUGCAAACAACUGUAGAGGAUACUUUACUAACAAAUAUGACUUUAAAGGAUAAUAUUGAUACGCUGAGUCAAGAGAUAGCUAGGCUAACAAUGCAAAACCAACAAAGGCAAAUAACUAAUUAAAGGUAUACGGUUGUACUUACGAUGAAACAGUUGUACUUAUUAUGUAAAGAUAUUGGAGUAACAUGUGCAUGUAUUAAAGAUGUGAAGAUAGGCGUAUUAUUAUCUAAGAAAAUUUACGAUGCACGAGUACCUCCGAUUUUAACAUCGCAAAUUGAACAUUAUAAAGAAAGGCUAGAUUUUUAUUCGUUAAAAGAUAAAUAUCGAAUAUUUACCUCAGAAAGAUCUAUUUCAUGGUAACUUGGAUGAAGAUAUAUUUUUUUAAGUUAGAAGUGGCUAGCUAAAACAAACUUUUACUUACUGUUACGUUAUUUCUUGGUGCACAGUUUAUGUUUUACGUGUUAUUAUUUCUUACAUUGUACUAUACGUUUUGUGGCAAGACUCUUCGAAUACAAAUCUUGAGAUUUCCCAUACGUUUUUUACCUAGAUUUUUUUUUUUUUUAAAGUUUUACUAUUACUUUUUACUUGGUACGGAAAAUAUAUGAAGACUGUACUUCAGUAACAAAAAACAUAUUCGUCAUAUCUAGUCAGAGAAAGGUGUAACUUAUUGAAUCGGUUUUGUUGAAAAUGUUAUCUAAGAAUUGCAAAUGAUGUUUAAUAUACAUUGGAUUUUGUUCGUUUCGAUGGAUACCAAUCUUCAACGGUACAUUCCGUCGGUGCAUUCCAAAGUUGUCAACACACGACGAAAAUUUUAACUAAAGUUCUGUUGGUAUUGUAUCCCAUGUAUAUAUAUAUGCAACAAAUACACUUUAACGAAUAA